Molecule: messenger RNA, 1254 nt
Organism: Rhinocladiella mackenziei CBS 650.93
Lineage: Eukaryota; Fungi; Ascomycota; Eurotiomycetes; Chaetothyriales; Herpotrichiellaceae
Product: phosphoglycerate kinase
Exons: 2
Coding region: 1-1254 (417 amino acids)
Biological process (GO): gluconeogenesis; glycolytic process
Cellular component (GO): cytosol
Molecular function (GO): ATP binding; ADP binding; phosphoglycerate kinase activity
Source: RefSeq, a predicted model, not a curated record
AUGUCUCUGUCAAACAAGCUUGCCAUCACAGACGUUGACCUCAAGGACAAGCGCGUCUUGAUCCGAGUUGACUUCAACGUUCCGCUGGAUGCCGAAAAGAAUGUGACGAACAACCAGAGGAUAGUUGGAGCUCUCCCUACCAUCAAAUACGCCAUCGACCAUGGCGCCAAAACGGUCAUCCUCAUGUCGCAUCUCGGCCGUCCUGAUGGAAAGAAGAAUCCGAAAUACAGCCUGAAACCUGUGGUCCCGGAGCUCGAGAAGUUGCUUGGGAAGAGUGUCAUCUUCACCGACGACUGCGUCGGACCCGAGGUUGCGGAGACGGUCAACAAAGCCAGUGGCGGUCAGGUCAUUCUCCUCGAGAAUCUGCGUUUCCAUGCCGAAGAGGAGGGAAGCAGCAAAGAUGCAGACGGUAACAAGGUCAAAGCAGACAAGGCCGAGGUGGCCAAAUUCCGCAAGGAACUGACCGCUUUGGGAGAUGUCUACAUCAACGACGCUUUCGGAACAGCUCACCGUGCACACAGCUCCAUGGUCGGCGUUGACCUGCCGCAAAAGGCCUCCGGUUUCUUGAUGAAGAAGGAGCUGGACUACUUCGCUCAAGCACUCGAGAACCCCAAGAGACCAUUCCUCGCCAUUCUCGGUGGAGCCAAAGUAUCAGACAAGAUUCAGCUGAUUGACAACCUGCUCGACAAGGUCGAUAGCCUGAUCAUCUGUGGCGGCAUGGCUUUCACCUUCAAGAAGACACUCGAGGGGGUCAAGAUCGGCAACAGCUUGUUUGAUCAGGCAGGCAGUGAAAAAUGCGCGGAGCUCGUGGAAAAGGCCAAGAAGAACAAUGUCCAGAUUAUCCUCCCCGUCGACUACAUCACAGCAGAUAAAUUCGACAAGGACGCCGAGACCGGGACGGCAACCGAUGCUCAGGGUAUCCCUGAUGGGUGGAUGGGUCUGGAUUGCGGUGAAGAGAGUAUCAAGUUGUACAAGCAAGCCAUCGACGAGGCCCAGACCAUUCUGUGGAACGGACCUCCGGGUGUCUUUGAGUUUGAAAAGUUUGCCAAUGGCACCAAGAAGACCAUGGACGCCGCAGUUGCUGCAGCGCAAGGUGGGAAAAUUGUCAUCAUUGGCGGAGGAGACACAGCCACUGUCGCAGCGAAGUACAAAGUCGAAGACAAAUUGAGCCAUGUGUCCACUGGCGGUGGCGCAAGCUUGGAACUGCUCGAGGGUAAGGAUCUGCCUGGUGUGGUCGCCUUGUCCAGUAAGUAA